Messenger RNA from Fusarium mangiferae, 900 nucleotides. RefSeq lists its product as uncharacterized. Gene Ontology annotation, biological process: carbohydrate metabolic process. Gene Ontology annotation, molecular function: hydrolase activity, hydrolyzing O-glycosyl compounds. The record is from RefSeq and is a predicted model, not a curated record. The transcript is spliced from 2 exons. The coding region runs from base 1 to 900 and encodes 299 amino acids. NCBI's taxonomy places the organism in Eukaryota, Fungi, Ascomycota, Sordariomycetes, Hypocreales, Nectriaceae.
AUGCUCCUUAAGAUCUCCAUUCUAGGCCUUGCACUCGUUGUAGCUGGAGUGCAGGCAGCUAUCCCCAAAAUCCCCGGCUUUCGAGUAACUUGGGCCGAUGAUUUUGAUGGCCCUAACAACGCCCUACCCAACCCCAAAAAGUGGCUGAUUGAUACCGGCACCAGCUACCCCGGUGGUCCUCCGGCCUGGGGCACUGGGGAAAUUCAGACAUACACGGAUCGCACAGAGAAUGUCCGGACUAAUGGAAAAGGUAAUCUUCUGAUCACGGCUCUCAAAAACUCGGAGAAUUGGACAUCGGCCCGAAUCGAAACGCGACGAGAGAAUUUCCUGGCACAACCAGGAGGAAAGAUGCGAAUCCAGGCCGAUCUGAGACUUUCUUCGUUAGGCGGCAAUGGCAUUGGUUACUGGGCGGCGUUUUGGACACUAGGUGCGGAGUAUCGCGGCAAUUUCUGGAACUGGCCUGCUGUAGGAGAGAUUGACAUUAUGGAAAACGUCAACAAUCUUGAUCGGACUUGGUCUGUUUUACACUGCGGGACAAACCCCGGUGGACCAUGUAACGAGCCCAACGGCUUGGCAAGUAGCAUAGCGUGCCCUGGUUCAUCCUGCGCAGGUAAUUUCCACACUCAUACCGUCGAAAUUGAUAGGUCGAUGCAUCCAGAGACGGUGCGAUGGUUCGUCGAUGGAGUCCAGUACCACCAAGUCAACGAGACAGAAAUACCUUUGAAGGUAUGGGAGCAAACCAUACACCGGCCUCAUUUCAUCCUUCUUAACCUGGCUAUCGGUGGCGGAUUCCCGGACGGUGUUUUCGGCGGCCAAACCCCUCUCGAGACCACUGUGUCCGGAGGGAGGUACGAGAUUCGAUAUGUCGCAGUGUAUAACACUAUCGGUGACCAUUUUUAG